Betta splendens (Siamese fighting fish) is the source of this 2157-nucleotide messenger RNA. It is a transcript of the gene lrit3b, whose product is annotated as leucine-rich repeat, immunoglobulin-like and transmembrane domains 3b. The transcript is spliced from 6 exons. Gene Ontology annotation, molecular function: protein binding. Bases 305 to 1567 code for a protein of 420 amino acids. NCBI's taxonomy places the organism in Eukaryota, Metazoa, Chordata, Actinopteri, Anabantiformes, Osphronemidae. The record is from RefSeq and is a predicted model, not a curated record.
AGAGGCUGCAUGUAUAUAUUCAUGCUGCUGCUGUUGCACAUCUUCCACUUGUGUUAGUUGACAUUUUGCACAGCAGAUAAGGAUCCUUCAUACUGUCCAUACACACUGAUUUUUCCGUUGUUGUGUGACCGAUGAUCUGUGAGAUAGUGAAACUCUUGGAGAUGUUGCCGUUUGUAAGGCGUGGGAUUACACUGUAAUCCCAGCUAAUCUGGGAUUCAGUUUCACUCUGCUCUCUGAGCAGACCCUUGGAGCCACUAUGGAGACAAACGGGUUCUGUAUCAGUGCAGGGCUUCUCUGAUGAAGGAUGUAUCUGCUGGUCUUCUACAUCUGGCAGCUCCCUGUGUUGGCGGUCGGUGCCUGUCCAGCGUUAUGCUCCUGCACGUUUGGGAACAUGGGACUAGCUGAGCUCAGGUUGGUGCAGUGCAGUGAUCCUGGGAUCUCAGCUGUUCCCGUGAAUGUCCCAGCCAACACAACUAAACUGCGUCUGGAGAAGACUUCCAUCACCACAGUGCCCCGGGCAGCCUUCUACAACCUGUCGGAGCUCAGGUUCCUGUGGCUGACCUACAACUCCGUCACCAGCAUCCACCCCAGCAGCUUUGUCAACCUGAAGACCCUGCGAGAGCUGCGCCUGGAUGGGAACCUCCUCACAUCCUUCCCCUGGGAGGGACUCAGAGACACGCCCCUCCUCCAGACCCUUGGUCUCCAUAACAACCGUCUGUCCAGUCUUCCUGCCCACGCUGCUCUCUUUCUACCCAACAUCACUUAUCUUGAUCUGUCCAGCAACAGACUUACUAUAUUACCUGCUGAGCUGCUGGACCUCUGGUUCCCACUUCCAGGACAAAGGAGUGGACCCCUACAAAGGCGAAUCUUAGGUCUCCAUGACAACCCCUGGCUGUGUGACUGCCAGAUCUCCAUGGUGAUGUCAUUGUCCAUGUCACUGGGCAGCUCCGUGGUCCUCAUGGAUCGCAUGGUGACAUGUAGCAGGUCUCUGGGUCAGUCCAGGGUUCUGUUGACCCAGGUGGAGCCGAACCGCUGCAUGAGGCCCUCCGUCCAGCCCGCAGCCACCAGAGUAAACUCCCCACUGGGCAGUAAUGUAAUACUCCGCUGUGAUGCCACCGGCUACCCAACUCCAACGCUGACGUGGCUCAAAACAUCGGCCUACCCUGAUUGUUGCCAACAACACGAAAGCGUUGAAGAGUUACCACGAGACUUAGCAAGUUUUCUACAGGAAUCUCCACGGGUGGGAGUUCGUUGGUCGAUCAUUAGCCUCAAUGGAUUAACAUACAAGGACGCUGGUGAAUAUCGCUGCCAGGCACGGAACAUGGCAGGAAUAUCUGAAGCCCUGAUUCAGCUGAAGGUGGUGGGGAUCACAAGACUAUCGCGCUUUCCAAAGAAGACCCCAACGGCUCAACUCACAUCAUCCAAGUACAAGAAGCCAAACCAAACUGUGAUUAAAAUCCCUCUGGGGAAGGACAGUCAGACACCCCGUUCCACCAAGACACAGACUGCACCUGAUCUCACUAACAAAGUUUAUCCAGGUGGCGAGGACGUUCAAGACACAAAAUGAAUUAGCAGAUGCAAAAAAUGCGAAACCCCAAAACCUUCUGUGUCCUCAGUAAGUUCUACACCUGCUUCCUUAGACAGUCUUUGUAUGUGAUGGACAUGAGAAGUACAAACACCAGCACAUUGGUCUGGUUGAUGUGUAAGGUAAUGUUUGGUGCCUUUUGAUUCUGCGCCCUACAAAACUGUCCUGGUUCUAAUAAAAGGAGUGACCAGUACAAACUGAAAUAUAACUUGACCUAAAGUUUUCUGAAAGGAUAUUUUUGUGUGUGAGAGAUCAGAGAUCUGAGAUCUAGGCCACAUUCAUAUAUUAUUGGAUACUGCUGAACAGAAACAUUAGAUCAAGUCAGUCAUAAUGAAUUUGAUGUAUAAAUGUUACUAUUUUAUUUUAUUGUCACUGGUUGUCUCUGGUGUAAUAAGGCUUUACAACUCACCUAAGUUUCACAUUUCCACUCAAGGACAUAGAUGAUGUCAGUGAGUUGAGCCAGUACUACAUAAAUGUGGCUGAGCCUUGUGGUGAAAAUUUCAAAUAAGAGGCAGAUGAGAAAGUUGUAUUUUGUGUGAUUUAUUUUAAAAAUUAAAGAAAAUAAAAUUAAU